GUCUACAAAAUGGCACAGAUUUAAACCAACUUAACCAGAUCAUUUUAAACCUACUAGCGGUUGAAGAUUGUCCCAAAGCGCUUCCCGUACUUGCAAUUUCGCACACGCACAGGAAGAAGCAUCCAUUUUCCACCUGCCCUUGGCCAACUUUUUUAAAUCCGUUAUCAUCCAUAAAUUAUUUGGCUCUGAAUGUGGAGGUGCAAACAGUGUCCUGAAAGUGAAUCUACAAGGACUACAGAACAAGUAAUAUUGAAAAAGAAGAACAACCAACAGGUAAUCAAAAGUAAAAUGGAAAGAACCUUUGCCUACAGAAGACAGGAAGUUGUUGGAAGAUAUGCCCUUCAUAGCAGAGUUCAAAAACAGAUGUCCAGCCCUGUUUUCUGAGAGCCAGGUAAAUGCAGAAUUCACCCUCAUCACCACAGUCCCCCUGUUCUCAACCUUUAUGUCCCGACUGGAUCAUUACUCUAGCCAGCUAUUGAGGGUAUUCAAAAAGAAGGGGGGAACAGCAAGACAUGAUAUCGACGUAAUCAUUGCAGAAAUGGACAUGAAUCCCAGUGUUGAAGUACGACGGACAUGCAUCCUAAAGGCGUUGUGCGUCUACUUGAUUGAAAAGCCUGACAGCCUUAUUAAGGACUACUGGGCUACUGAGGAUACUGGUAUUGAUGCAAUGACGGAAAUGGAGAGACUGGCUUUGGGUGUCUACAUUGUUCGACAUGAUGGAGUAGAUGCUUCAGGUCCACCUGAGGAUGUUGCCGUCGUCAUUGAAGGCUGCACAGUGCUGCGAGAUCUGAGAGAGGUUGCAAAUGGAUGUGCAGUCCUGCUUGGCUUGAUCUACUGUUUAUCCCAAGGAGCUGCGAUACACUUUCGAAUUUCUUCAGAAAGUGUUUAUGGAAUUGGAUGGGAACAAGCUCUCCACUUAAGUGCAGGUCCUCAAAAACAAACUGCAUGAGUAAAAUCACCUGCACCAGACAAGACUGAACCUGGCUUUGGACACUUGAAUUGUGUUGACUUACUUUAUUUUUGGACUGCUGCUAGACAAAAUAAAGCUGUGAUCAAUGAUGGUUUGUAAUAAGCAGACAGGACUGCAGUUGGUCAUCGACUUGCUUGGGGAGGCUCAGUUCUUUGGAUUUUGGACUGCUUUGUUACGUAAAUAUUGCUGAUUUUCUAUUUCUCCUUUUGAUGAAAACUGUAAACAUUGUAUUUUUCAUAAAAAUGUUCUUGAUAAGUCAGCAUGUAUGUAAAGUCUGAACUUAGUAUGUUCUAACGGUGAAGUGAGAAUUUUCUGCAGCAUAAAUCUUGAUUGUAAACUUCAGUUAAUUUAACCUCCCUCCAUAUAGAAAACAAGGAUUUGCCUCUUUAGUUUUUAUUUCAGUAGGCAACACCUGUUAAGACAUUGUUGACGUCAAAUAUUGUUGAUUUAAUAUAAAGCUAUAAUGGGAUUGAACAUUAUCGGAUGGUGAAGAUUCACAAACAAGUUUUAUAUUUUUGAAUUAUUAUUUAUAUUUGUCUAUUGGCAUUUUAUACGUGGACUUAUGUUGGUUUCUUCAAUUGUAUUUGUACACUUUGUAUUCAUAUGUAAGUUUUGCUUACAUAUUUGUAAUAAUUUUAUCAGUCAUGAUAAUCCCAGAUAUAGUAAUGUACCUUGAAGGUCAACAUUAAUUUUUUGACUUAAUUAUAUUUCAAAACCAAAGGUGAAUAAAGUUAAAGUGACUCGAGUAGUUUUCUUUUUUAACCGAGCAAGUAUAAUCAACACAAAUGGAUAACAUUAGCAAAGCUUAAUUUUGUUUAAUAAAUUGAACUUAAUCAAGUUAUGUUAGUUCAAGCUAUAGUCAUUAAAUUCUAGACAAUAAUUUACAUUUAUUCAAAAUAAUUGUGUAAUGUCCCAUUUAAUUAACACCGUUAUGAAUGAUUUACUUAAAACAUUAUGUUACAAUUAAUUGUAUAUUACCUUUUCCAUUUAAGCAACUAAGUUUUGUGGGACCGGUUGACAUAACUUUAUUAAUUAAAUACAACAUUU
Carassius auratus (goldfish) is the source of this 2017-nucleotide messenger RNA. RefSeq lists its product as uncharacterized. The transcript has 6 exons. Lineage: Eukaryota; Metazoa; Chordata; Actinopteri; Cypriniformes; Cyprinidae. The coding region runs from base 335 to 949 and encodes 204 amino acids. The record is from RefSeq and is a predicted model, not a curated record.